UGUCAUUGAUUCAGUAGUAACACACUGAGCCGCUGAGAGGAGACGCUGAAGAAGAGGGAGAGACAAAACUGUCCUUAUGAGCCAAAGGAGUGAGAGUAGAUCAAGCUGAAGAAUAGAAGUAGGAAAGCAACUAGUCGUCUGUUCAGGUUGCUGGCACCUGUAAACCUUUUUUUCCCCCUUGCCGUCCCUGAUAUGACUCUUUUCAAGAGUGAACAUUGCAGCCCACAGUACAUGAGCAUGACCGGAGAGCUGAAAUCAAGCCGCUCGAAGACAGGAGGAGUCAAGAGGCCGAGCAGUGCUGUGUACGGAUCAGAGUACGAGCUGGACUACGACUGCUACCAGGAGGAACUGUAUGACAGGGUGUUUGAUUACCAGCGUGUCCCGUCGGCGGUGCCUGCUCUGCCUCACAGUUCCAGCCUGGCCAAGAGAGCACGCUCGUCUUCUUCCAGGCAGAGACGCAGCCGAGACCGCUCGUCCUCCAAGAGCUCCUCCAGACCCCACUCUUCCAGCAGAGCUAAGUUGAAAAUGGAGGAGCUGCAGACCAUAAAGCGAGAGCUGACGAUGAUAAAGGUUCAGAUUGAUGGCCUGCUGGACAGUCUGGACAGGAUGGACAGACAAAGGCAGGAGCACACAGGUUCUCCAUUUUCUCAAGGUGGGAGCUCAGGGGGUUCACCGUACCACCCAUCAACCAGCAGUCGAGAGGGAUCUCCCAGAACCCCCAGCCCACGCCGCUGCGCCCGGAGAGACACUCCUGAGCUGGGAGAGGCCAGCGACGACGAGCCGCACAUGAUGAAUCAUCACAACUCUGACAUGGAGGACGAAAUGUAAAGAGGCUCAGCUCAGACUGGUCUGCUGAGUGAUGUAGCAAGACAGAAGCGCCUCACAUGCAGAAGAAGAGCCAACGUCUGUCUCCACGCCGACACGACACUCACGACACAACACAUGCAGCAUAUAUAAAUAAUCCUGGGCCUCAUCAGUAAAGUUGGAAGUUGUGAGAUCUACAUUUAGUUUGUUCUUUAUAGCACUCGUGUAUUGGCUUUCAUUCCUGUUUGUAGUGCCAGGUGUCAUUACAGCUACUCCCGUUCUCCUUACAACUCCAAUAGCUUUAUUAAAUUGUAUUGGGUGUCAUUUCAAUGUUUUUUUUAUUCUAGGAAUUUAAAAAGGUCUUUAUAAGUCCAGUGGUCAUUACUGCAUAUCCUGAUAAAUUAGCUUUAUAUGAGUGCAAUACUUUAAAGCGUUAAGCCUUUAUGUAAUGCCAAUAGCACCUGCUAAAUGUGUGCAGGUUUAAUCGUUCUUAUUCUCAUUUUUAAUAAAAAAAUUAUUUUAGCAGUUCAAAUGCAAUCAGAAAGACAAAUGGGAUAACGGAAACCUGAUUUCUGAUUGCAUUCGGUUUGCACCUUCAGAAUAUUUUUUUAGUAUUCCAUGGGAUGAAGGAUGCAAAUGCAUCACAUCACAAUGUGAGCUGAAGCCACUGAAUCAAUAGCACCUCUAAUGAUGGAGGGAAAAUAAUGGAAUAGUGGAAUAUGGUUUGGUUGACUGCCAUCACAAGGCAACGAUUUAGAGCUACAUUGUAGAGGUAUAAUAUUCCUGUCUUCUCUAGCUCUUCAUGCUGGGUUGCCAGGUCUGUGUGACAAAAAUAAAAACCAGCCCAAUAACAAAAACCUCAAAAUCUGCAGCUCCUAAACCUUAUACACUGCUCCAGCAUCAUGACGAUGUUUAAAUAUGUGUUUAACAAAGUUUCCCUAAUCUGUUGUCUCCUAUUAUUUCAUACUGUCAUAAAGCUAUAUAAUAUAAUAUAAUAUAAUAUAAUAUAAUAUAAUAUAAUAUAAUAUAACAUAAUACAUAAAAGCUUAAUAACUCAUACAGUAAUGUGGCUCUGCGGCUCUCAAACUUUAUCAGUUUUUUUAAAUAAUGUAAUUUAAUAAUGGCUACUUUUUUUAAACCACUCUUUUAAGUUUGGCUGAAGCAGAUUUACUGAUUCUUUAUUUCUUCCUUCAUUCAUUCAUUCUACUUCCCUGCAUUCUUUUUCUCCUUCCUUCCUUGCUUCCUUCCUUCCUUCCUUCCUUCCUUCUCUCUACUUUCCUGAUUUCUUUCUUUCUUUCUUUCUUUCUUUAUUCACUCUACUUCCCUGCAUUCUUUUUCUCCUUCCUUCCUUCCCUCUAUCUACUUUCCUGAUUUCUUUCUUUCUUUAUUCACUCUACUUCCCUGCAUUCUUUUUCUCCUUCCUUCCUUCCGUCUCUGGAAGGUAGCUUCUCUGCUGAUGUAGCUAACAGAGCUAGCACUGAUAAAGGGAUUAGGAGAGAAUAUGACUGCAGACCCCUCACAUGGCAGCUAGAGCGUAUUUUAGUGUAUUCUUAAAAGUAGCUGAAUUCUGCAGAGCAGCCAACACUUCAGUUAAAUAUCCUUUAUAUAUUACAUACAGCCUGUAGAGCCUGCUCUUCUUCUUACAGCUCUGUUUAUAGCGUUAGGAUUAUAAAGAACAAAAGAAAACAUUAUUAUUGCUUAUUACACCAUGAUCCUUCAUGUGUUCUUUGUCUGUCAGCUUGCCUGACAGACGGGUGAAGAUACAGUUGGGUACAAAAGUUUGCAUCCCUGUAGUUUUUGGGUGAAAAAGGAAAAUAUUUUAUAAUCGUUCUGCAUAACACAAAAGAAUUCCAACAAGUUUAAACUUUUAUGUGGGUGAAUAAAACAAAAGGCAAAAUCAAUCAAGAAUAUUCAGCAAGGAUGCUUAAUUAAAGGUAAAUUCUUUACCUUUUUUCAUUUUGUUCUAAAGGUGUACAAACUUCUGCACUUAGCUGUAUCACACCUGUGUGAUUUUAUGUUUGGCUGGUUGAUGAUUUUAAUUUAAAUCUGAUAUGCAAAAAAAAAAAAAAAAAAACCAUUGGCCAUAUGAACAUGAAUUUCUUUCUUUCUUUCUUCCAUCUCCCUACUUCUCUGUUUUCUUUCUUUCUUUUUGUCUGUCUUCUCUCCUUCCUUCCUUCCUUCCUUCCUUUCUACCUUCUCCCUUCUUCCCUGCUUUUCUUUCUUUCUUUUGUCUGUCUUCUCUCCUUCCUUCCUUCCUUCCUUCCUGUGUUUUUUACUCCUAAAGUUCUCUCAUUCCAUGCUUACCCCUGUAGAGUCACAGGCAUUUGAACUUCUUGUUCAUCUCUGAACGAGACACACUAACGGAUCCUCUUCUUCUGUGUACACGGCACUUCAGCUUGAAAGUAACCAUGUGGGUCAGCGUGUAAUAAUGUCUAAUAUUGUAAAACUUUGUUUCGUGUGUUUCUCGCUGUCUGAUUUUAUCUUACUUUAUGUUUUUAAUCUUGGAAAAGAGAACAAAUAAAAGAAAUAUCUAAGACUCUUU
Messenger RNA from Pangasianodon hypophthalmus (striped catfish), 3346 nucleotides. RefSeq names its product RNA-binding Raly-like protein. The coding region runs from base 193 to 828 and encodes 211 amino acids. The record is from RefSeq and is a predicted model, not a curated record. Gene Ontology annotation, cellular component: nucleus. Gene Ontology annotation, molecular function: RNA binding. The transcript has 8 exons. NCBI's taxonomy places the organism in Eukaryota, Metazoa, Chordata, Actinopteri, Siluriformes, Pangasiidae.